This is a messenger RNA of Malus domestica (apple), 2500 nucleotides long. RefSeq names its product protein ALTERED PHOSPHATE STARVATION RESPONSE 1-like. The record is from RefSeq and is a predicted model, not a curated record. NCBI's taxonomy places the organism in Eukaryota, Viridiplantae, Streptophyta, Magnoliopsida, Rosales, Rosaceae.
CAGGUUUUCCCCGUUUGAGCAAUUAAGGAAGGAAGAUAAUUAAACAGUCCACCAGAGACGCAAAGCAAUAAAUAGUAAAUGCCAAAUUACCAAAUAAGCCAUUCCAUAUCUAUCUAAAAUUGCGCACUCAAAACCCAAAUCAGAAAAAUCAGAGAAUGUUGGUGGUGCCUUGUAAGUUUUUUUGGUAAUUAAGUAAAGCGAUUGCGUGUGUGUGUCACAUCCAGUUGAGAGAUACUGAGAGUUGUGAUGGGUUGCGCCGCCUCAAAGGUAGAAGACCUUCCGGCGGUGGCAUUGUGCCGAGACCGGUGCAAGUACCUGGAGGAAGCUCUCUGCCAGACCCAAGCCCUGGCCGAUUCCCACCUCGCUUACUUAGCCUCUCUCAGGACCCUUGGCCCCGUUCUCCACCGUUUCUUCCAUGACACUCCUGCAGGUACUGGACCGCCGCCGCCACCAGAAUCAGACUCGCACCUCCAAUUCCCUUCCGACUCUGAAUCCGAAUACAAAGAGGACCACACCGAUAAACAGUUGGGAGAAACGCCGACACCAGUUUCUGUGCAUGAUCAAUGUUUCAGGAAAAGGGAGGAGGAGGUCUUCAAAAAUUUAGGCGGCAGACUGACUUCCGAACUCCCUCCUCCACCACCGCCUCCGGUCAGCUCCACUUGGGAUUUUCUUAAUCUAUUUGAUGCCUACGAGAGGGAGAGUUACCUAGCACCCCUUUAUACUUGCACUACUUUGGUUCCUGAAGAAGCUGCUCAUACUUCUGCAUUUGUUGCUGCCGCUGCUGACAAAAUCAAUAACGAGAUCAAUGUUAAACACAAUACUAAAAAUAUUGACGAUGAUCAGGAAAGGGAGAGUAGGUCGCCCGAGAAGGGUAAGACGACUCACAUGGCGACGUCGACAGCAACUCCUCCGUCUGUCUCUGUCUCUCCCACUGUCCCAGAAGCAGCAGAGGCGAUGCGAGAGCUUCAUCUUCUGUUUGACAGGGCGUCUGAGUCCGGUAAUCAAGUUUUAUUGUCGCUGCAGUCUCAUCAUCUCACAAUUUCUCUUGAUCAGGAGUAUGGAUUUGAUGACCAUGAAGGCUUGGUUAUGAGUUCACAGAACCUUUCUUACACUCUGAAGACGCUCUUCCUGUGGGAAAAGAAACUUUACCAUGAAGUCAAGGCUGAGGAAAGAUUGCGCGUUACGCACGAGAAGAAGAGUAGAAUGCUGAAACAUUUGGAACAUAGCAAGGGUACUACUACUAGUGCUGCUCAGUCUCCCAAACUCAACUCCCUUCGCAGUGCAGUCCGCGAUCUUUUAACAAAAAUGAAAAUUGCAAUUCAGAUUGUUGACAGAAUAUCAAUUACCAUCAAUAAGUUGAGGGACGAGGAGCUAUGGCCGCAGAUUAUUGAAUUCAUCAACAGGUUACUCAACAUGUGGAAAGCUAUGGUAGAAUGUCACAAGAGUCAGUACCAAGCAAUGGUGGAAGCCAAGGGUUUAGAUGGCGUCGCAAUAUCCAAUGCAAAAUUGAGCAGCGCGCAUAAGGCUGAAACUGCAAUUCAACUCAAGUUAGAGCUUCAAAACUGGAAUGUGUGCUUCUCCAAAUGGAUUGUCGCCCAAAAGGGGUAUGUAAAAGCAUUAAAUGGAUGGCUUCUGAGAUGUCUUCUACACGAACCGAAUGUGGGCGAUCAAGAAUUAACAGCGGACGAGGGUAUUGGAGCACCGCCUGUUUUUGUGAUAUGUAAUGAGUGGUCACAAGCUAUGGAUAGACUCUCAGAGAAGGAAGUUGUUGAAGCCAUCAGGGGAUUCUGGACUAGUAUACAUACGCUUUUAAUGGAAGACAACAAUAAUAAUGUAGAAAUGGUGCAGCAAAGGAUGGUAGCUGAAAACAAAGAUAUAGCCAGGAAAGUAAAGUUUUUGGAGGAAGAGGAGGGGAAGGAGCAGAAGAUAUUGCAUAAGCUGAUACGCGGUAGAGGAGGGAAAAAGAACGUUGGUUCGAGUAGCUUGCGAGCAGGAGAAGACGAGUCACAGAGAGAGAGAGUGCAGCAACAGAGUAGUAGUGAUCUAGUGUGGGAUCUGAAGCAGACAUUGAUGGCGAUGGAGAAAUUCACUGCAAACUCAUUGCAAGCAUACAAUGAGCUUCAUGCACACAUUGAACUAGAGCAAGUCAGCUGCAGGCAAUCUGGAAUAUCUGGAUGAUGAAUUAAUGACAACCUUGGCUUAAUUCUUCUGAUACCAAAUGAUUAGUUUGUUGUUUUGUUGCCAUGGGUGCUUAAGGUUUUGCUCGUCAAAUUAGCAAUAAGAUUAGACACCUGGAAGUUAUAUAAAUUGGCCUUGCCUUAUUAUGCAAUUAUAUAUGUUGAUCACCUGUUACAAGAAUUUUGGAGAUGCAAAUAUUGCUUAUUAUAAGGCAAAACAAAUGGGUUUAUCCAUUAGUAAUUCCAUGCUUCCUCUGACUAGUGACAACCUUUUGGGAGGGUCAUCCCAACUCCGGUGCAAGUAGUCGGACAAAUUUACAUAU